Cordyceps militaris CM01 is the source of this 1014-nucleotide messenger RNA. RefSeq lists its product as uncharacterized. The record is from RefSeq and is a predicted model, not a curated record. The transcript has 2 exons. Bases 1 to 1014 code for a protein of 337 amino acids. NCBI's taxonomy places the organism in Eukaryota, Fungi, Ascomycota, Sordariomycetes, Hypocreales, Cordycipitaceae.
AUGUCUGGGAUCUACAAAGAGCGCUCCCGCGCCACCCGUCAGACGGACGACUCGCGUCGCCACCGCGACAGACGGUCUCGCUCACCAGACCGCAGGCCGAGGCGGUCGGAAGACGCUGAGAAUGAGAGGAAAACGGCGGCGCCCGCGACGCUGCCGUUUGAGGCGCGGCCGCUGACCAAGGGCGAUCUUUACAAGUUUGAGCCGCUGCUGGGUCAUUACCUGGACCUGCAGAAGCAGAAAUGCAUGGACGACAUGGAUGACCGGGAAGUCAAAGGCCGCUGGAAGAGCUUCAUGGGGAAAUGGAACAGGGGCGAGCUGGCCGAGGGCUGGUACGACCCGGAAAUGUUUCAGCGAAUCCUGGAAUCCCUACCAGCGGACGAGCCGGAGAUCGCAGGCUAUGCGGAGCCCGAGAGGCGAGAACGGAGGCACUCGCCAGCGGAGGAGCAGCCGCACGGCGAGGCCACUCCUGCCGACUCGGACGACUCAGACUACGGGCCGGCCUUGCCCUCCUCCUCCCGCGGAAGCAGACGCAUAGGCGCCGGCAUACCGUCCAGGGACGACCUAGCUCUGCGCGACGAGCUGCGCGCCUCGGACCGCGACGCCGCCCGCGCGGACCUGCGCGCGGAGCGCCAGGCGGACCGGCAGCAGCAAAAGGCGCGGCUCGAGGAGCUGGUCCCGCGCGCCGAGCCGGGCACGCGGGAGCGGCGCCUGGAAAAGAAGCGCGAGACCAACGACAAGAUGCGGUCGUUCCGCGAGGGCGGCAGCCCCGGGCCGAUGGCGGCGGCGCACGACGGCGAGCUCAUGGGCGGGGGCGACUCGCUGGGCGAGCUCCGGCAGCGCAAGGCCGAGGAGCAGCGGCGCAAGUCGGAGCGCGAGGUCCGGCGCGAGGAGCUGCAGCGCGCCAAGCAGCUCGAGAUGGAGGAGAGGCGGCGUAAGUGGCAGGAGAGGGAGGAGGGCACCAUGAGCAUGCUGCAUGAGCUGGCGAGGCAGCGCUUCGGGCCCGGGGCGAGCUGA